Messenger RNA from Pestalotiopsis fici W106-1, 792 nucleotides. RefSeq lists its product as uncharacterized. The coding region runs from base 1 to 792 and encodes 263 amino acids. Lineage: Eukaryota; Fungi; Ascomycota; Sordariomycetes; Amphisphaeriales; Sporocadaceae. The transcript has 3 exons. The record is from RefSeq and is a predicted model, not a curated record.
AUGACCGAAAACCCUGGCCAUUUAGUUCACACGUGGGAUUUUACCAUCCGAGGUCUUAUCAAGUUCUUUUACAACGGCUUUUACGGGUACAUUCUCUACGAAAGCACAAUCAUGGUCAUCAAGCCGCUCAUCCUUUUGGAAUGGAUUCACAUCUUCAUAUCAGCAGCGCGCCCUCUUAAGCCUUUCCAGUGGUUGUGUUACAUUCUAGGAACUUUUAACGUCCUCACAUGUUUGUUGGCCAUCUUGAUUGACGCAACAUCUUGCAAGCCGCAAGAGUACUGGCUGAACGGGACCACAAAGGGAGGCCAUUGCGUCAACACAACAGACGUAGCCGUCGUCUUGGCCGCACUCAACCUCAUCACAGACAUGUGCAUUCUUCUACUUCCACAAAGUAUUAUUUGGAGACUGCAGCUGUCAAGAGCCAAACGAGCUGGAGUAUCACUUGUCUUUUCCAUUGGCAUAUUAUCCAUGCUCACAGCCGCUUAUCGAAUAUAUUUGACCUGUCGAUUUACCGCUUCAAGGGACAUUGCAUACAUUUUUUCAGAGGCUGGCGUGUUCGGUCUGUUUGAAAUGACAACUGCUAUACUUGUCCUUACGGCACCGUCUGUGCCAAAACCGAUUCAUCAUUUGGCUGGCAAGGCGGCUAGUUCCCUCAAUAGGCUACUAGGGGCAGAUAUCCUGUCGAGGAUCCAGAACAGUUACAAGUGGUCACAUCGACUCAACAAAAAUGGUGACCCCAUGUCUGCUUCAAAGGUAACGUUGGCGAAGAAUGAAAGAGUCUCGAGUGUUUGA